Messenger RNA from Cladocopium goreaui, 327 nucleotides. The record is from the annotation of a GenBank genome assembly. Lineage: Eukaryota; Dinophyceae; Suessiales; Symbiodiniaceae.
AGACGCAGCAGCUGCGGGCCUUGGAAACCGCGACUUUGUCCACAGGGCUUUCCAUGGCAGGAGCUCUGCCAGCCUUCGCCACCUGGGGCGAGGGCUCGGAACCAGGGCAGAACAUCGACCCGGAUUCCACUGAGUACUACAACCGUAAGGUGUUGAAUGCCACCGCGAUUUGCCUCACCUUCGCGGUCUUUCUCUUUGGCCUGGUCGUCAGCCAGGCACGAAAGUUGGUGGAGAACAAGUGGCUCAACUGAGACCGCCGUUUCGACCUGUCUCAACUUAGGGCGUCUUUUUACAAAACAUCGGUGGCGAAACCUGCGCGUCUCAAAA